This is a messenger RNA of Larimichthys crocea (large yellow croaker), 1658 nucleotides long. RefSeq names its product galactose mutarotase (gene galm). Bases 115 to 1134 code for a protein of 339 amino acids. Gene Ontology annotation, biological process: beta-D-galactose catabolic process via UDP-galactose, Leloir pathway; glucose metabolic process. The transcript has 9 exons. Gene Ontology annotation, molecular function: carbohydrate binding; aldose 1-epimerase activity. The record is from RefSeq and is a predicted model, not a curated record. Lineage: Eukaryota; Metazoa; Chordata; Actinopteri; Sciaenidae.
GUCCUUUACGCUGGUUCAGUAAAAGAAGAAGGAGACAGGACGUGUUGUGAGUUGUGUAGUUUCUGAAGUGAGUGUGACAGUUGUUCAAGAAAACAUCAUUCAGUCAGGUCUAAAAUGACUGAGGUGAGCCAUGAGCAGUGGGGGGAGGUGUCUGGCCUGGGCUCUGUGGACCUGUGGGUCCUGCAGUCCUCUCAGGUCCGGGUGGAGGUCCUGACCCUGGGUGCCAUCAUCAGGUCUGUGUGCAGCAGAGGGAAGGACGUGGUCCUGGGCUACGAUGACCUGGAAGGUUACAUGUCAGAUAAGCGCUACCUGGGAGCCGUGGUGGGCCGCGUGGCCAACAGGAUCGCACGUGGACGUUUUGUACUGGAGGGAAAAGAGUACCAACUGGACGUCAACAAUGGACCUAAUGCACUGCAUGGAGGGCUGCGCGGCUUCAAUAAGGCUAUCUGGAUUGCUACACCAGUGGAAGGUGGUGUCCAGCUGAGUCUUACAAGUCCAGAUGGAGAUCAGGGUUAUCCUGGAGAGGUCCAGGCCUCAGUCUCCUACACCCUGCAGGGGGAAACACUAACUGCUGAAUACCGAGCCCAGUCUACCAAAACCACGCCCAUCAACCUCACCAACCACUCUUACUUCAACCUGGCUGGACAGGGUGCAUCAGAUAUCUACGACCAUCAAGUGUCCAUCAGUGCUCAGUCCUACCUGCCUGUGGAUGACACAUCCAUUCCCACAGGAGAGAUCAGAGGAGUGGAAGGCACGCCCUUUGACCUCAGGAAGCCUGUUCUGAUUGGCCCUCGUCUGAAGGAAGUUCCAGGUCCAGGGUUUGACCACAACUUCUGUCUGUCAUCACCUGGAGAUGCCUGGACAGAGAGACACACUGCCAGAGUGUGUCACCCAGCCAGUGGGCGUGUCCUGGAGGUUUCCACUAGCCAACCAGGAGUCCAGUUUUACACGGCCAACUUCCUAGACGGCUCAAUGACAGGAAAGGGCGGGGCUAGGUAUGGGAAGCACAGCUCCUUCUGUCUGGAGACGCAGAAUUGGCCUGAUGCUGUCAACCAGGCUUCAUUCCCUGACUGUCUUCUGCGUCCUGGUGAGGACUACCGUCAUGUGACCCGAUUCACCUUCACCACAGUCUGAUCUGACGUCCGCUCAGAGAAAAGAAGAGGACUGGACCAGUCAAUGUUCACAUUUUAAUCAUGUACUGUACACUUUGAUUCCUGUCUGUGUAAUUCAUUUAUUUGAUGCAGAUUCAUUUAAUGUGAAUGUGAAGAACUGUACAGGCAGAGGAAUCCCAGCCUGCACUGCUUCUUUACAUGUAGCGAUGAACAGAGUGGCGUUUCUGUGUAGCUGCAGGACAGUUUACUCCCAACAGUGCCCCGAUUUCCUUCCAAACCUCGUCAUUUUUGAGGAUAUCCUGAUAAAGAAGGUGCUGUGGAUCAUGCUGCAGGAAGGACUCACACUCAGCCUGUUGGCUGACACGUGGAGUAGAUGAGGACUAACUGAAACAGUGUGAUGUCCGCUGAUGACAUCGCUUCCUGUCAGGAAACUGUGGGCUAGUGGCCUGAAGCUCAGAGUCUAACCGACCAAACAGUGAUCGUCAUAAUGUGAUUUAUGAUCGUGUGCCAAUGCAGUCUGACAUGAAAUAAAAAAAUUAUAAUUCA